Xenia sp. Carnegie-2017 is the source of this 2804-nucleotide messenger RNA. RefSeq names its product NKAP-like protein. The record is from RefSeq and is a predicted model, not a curated record. Gene Ontology annotation, cellular component: nucleus. Gene Ontology annotation, molecular function: chromatin binding. Gene Ontology annotation, biological process: regulation of gene expression. The transcript is spliced from 12 exons. Bases 1466 to 2377 code for a protein of 303 amino acids. NCBI's taxonomy places the organism in Eukaryota, Metazoa, Cnidaria, Anthozoa, Malacalcyonacea, Xeniidae.
AAGCUGUUGUUCGUAGUUUUUGAUUGUCAUGUUUUACCAAACAGUCGAGGCAAACAUGUUUAAAAAUGACAAAAGUAGAACCUGAGCUUUUGACUGAUCCAGAUAUAUCUACCUAUUUAUGGAGGAAGGUCUCCACCGGGGUAUAUAUAUAACAUAAACCGGCAUCGAUUGAGCUCACUAUUUUACGUAUUUUCUGUACAGUUGAUAAACAAGACAUCCUCCAAAACAAGUAUCAAAAAAGAUGUUAGAGAUCGGAAAAAAUCUUCAAGUUCUCAGUCUAACUCGUCCAAAAUGGAAAAAUCCGAUUCAACAAUACAGCUCAACACUUCCUGUUCGUAUUCGAGCAAAAAAAUGACACAGUCCGCUCACGCUUCGUUUUCAUCAACCAAUCAAAACAUGCGUACAAACAAACAAUGAAAGGGCUCCGAGAAAGCUAAAUGAUGUAGCCACUUAUUCAUACAAGUAAUUAUGUUAAUGCAAAUGGUGUGAAAAACCUUAAAAAUUGACAAGGAACAUCUGCAACGGCUUUUCUUUCCAUCAAGAUAGUUAUUUAAGUAUUGUAUACAUGCUGUAAUUUUCCCAUUUUAAUAUGAUUGAUAUUUUUUUAAUCAUUUUGGUUCAUUUGCAUUGUUUGAACAGCUGUUUUGUUCUGACACUAGCCUCUGGUACUACCUUAUGCUACUGCAUACUUCUACAUAACACUACAUAAGACUGCAUAACACACUACAUAACACUGCAUAACACUAUAUACCUCUACAUACAACAAUAUAACACUACAUACCAUUACACGCCACGAAAUACCACUAUAUACCUCUACAUAUACAUACCACCACGCCUCUACAUACCACUUCAUACCAAUACAUACCACUAAAUACUACAGCAUACAACUACAUACUACUACAUAACAUUGCAUACCACUACAUAACACAAUAUCCUUUUCCGUAUUAGAAAUAUACAAUCUGACCACUACGCUAUGUAAUCUAAAGCUCUAUAUUUAAUAUGAAUACCAUUCACACAGAAAAAUUUCCGUAGUGGUCUUACUGUUUGAACCUAAUAGUGGAUACACGCAGUGAUUUUUAUAUCGUCGUUAAUUCGUCACCAAUGGAGAUGAAAAGAUGUUAAAAGAAUGAUGACAGUUGUGACAGAUAUGGCAAGAUGGUUGAGGAGGGAGUUUAAAUGAACGGUGAACUACAUGCCCGGGACCUACUGAAGUGGUGAAGAGGAUGAUGACCAAAAAGUCUGUAAAGGAUAAGAUGUAUUCAAAAGAAGAAAAAGACGAAAUUAUUUUGUCACCAGUGCCUUUCCACCAAAAAAUUCUCUGUUGCUGGCACUGAUUGCUGGUCAGUCGUCCCCCCCUGUCGUCCCCAGAUGUUACUCAAAAUGGCGGACAUACUUUAGACUUAAACAGAAUUCUUGGCUUUCUUCGUUUAUACAAAGUAUUCAUUACUCUAUUUGACUAUUUAUAAUGCCUACAAGUGAUAUUGAAGAGCAACGUCGAAGUCGUGAUUUUCGGGAGUCUCAUGGGUCAAGUUCGUCUUCUAGGCGUCCUAAAAGGAAGCAUUAUGAAGGUCAAGAAAAGAGAAAAAGUCCUGGACGAAAUUAUGAAAGGCGACGACAGGAGCGUGAACAUAUAUGUGUAAUGGGGGUGGCAGGUGCAUGGGGCUUAUCACCGAAGGCACCAUUAGAGGAUUCUGAUAACGAGGAAGAGGAAGAUCCUUUGGAAAAAUUUGAUGUCAAAAACAAUGGGUCAGUGGAAGGUGUAAAUAGCAAAGAAAUUAGUAAUGGAAAGUAUAAGAAAUCUGACAAAAAGAAGAAAAGAAAACACAAAAAGAAAAGGUCUUGUUUAUUUUUUAUAGUGUUUUAUUUUUAUAUUCCACUUUUAUUCAAGAAAAGAAGAAAGAAAAGUUCCAGCGAAGAAAGUGAACAUGAUUCUGAAAGUGAUGAUGGUGUUAGCGAGUGGCUUGAAAAACGCAAAGAUGAAACUUCAGGGGAUAUAGUGGUUGGUCCAACGCCUCUAGUUUCGCUUCAACAUGGGAACAAUGACGAAAGAAUGGACUUCGGUGCUGCCUUACUUCCUGGCGAAGGUGCUGCAAUGGCGAAUUAUGUUAAGGCUGGUAAACGCAUUCCGCGUCGUGGGGAGAUUGGACUAACUAGUGAUGAGAUAACGUCAUUUGAAGAUCAAGGUUACGUCAUGAGUGGUAGCCGACAUCGACGUAUGGAAGCUGUCCGUAUAAGAAAGGAAAACCAAAUCUACAGCGCUGAUGAGAAACGAGCAUUGGCCAUGUUCAACUACGAAGAACGAGCAAAGAGAGAAACGAAGAUUUUGUCAGAUUUCCGCGAGUUAGUGCACAAAAAGAUCAACAAACAGAAAAGUUGAAAUGCUCUUUCCUAAAUAUUUAGUGCGUAUAUUUCAUGUGUCAUGCGCGAAUCUUUCAUAAUUUUAUCAGUAAAACAAUUUUCUCUUCACAUAAACUCAGCCACGUUUUGAAUUUAUAGUAAUUCUUGCGUUAAAAAAUCUAAUAUUUUAAUACAUGUAUAAAUAUCUCCAGGUGUAGUUGACUGCACGCUGUUAAUUUCUUGUAUAGAAUUUACUUCGUUAAAACGCAAAUUUUGAAACACUUCACAUGAACGCAUUGCGUGCCUAUUUUUAAUAGUUGAUCUCCAAAGAAUCUACAUGCAACCAAUUAUUCACUUGAGAAAAUGUAAGUUAUAUGUGCUGCAUCUUAGUGAUAUUUUUCUCGUAUAUUUGUUGAAUAUUUUUCUCAUAUAUAAUUUUGUUGAAUCAGUAAAUGUCUUUGGAUUUA